Messenger RNA from Peronospora matthiolae, 729 nucleotides. NCBI's taxonomy places the organism in Eukaryota, Oomycota, Peronosporomycetes, Peronosporales, Peronosporaceae. The record is from the annotation of a GenBank genome assembly.
AUGGGUCAUUGGAUCGCGGAAUGUACCUCGCGGAUCCAUGACAACGCGGACCGGCAGCGUCCGCAGCGUGCGAAUGUGGCGCACAACCAAGAUGAAAACUUGAACGAUUUCCUGUUUGCAGCUGGUUUGGAGAGCAACGACGACGACAGCGUCAAGAAUCCAGCAUGGCUGAUUGACUCAGGUGCGACGCAGCACAUGACGUGUUCCAAGAAGUUCAUGAAGAACUACAAAACCUUCGACCCAGUUAACGUACAUCUCGCGGACGACGGUGUGGUACAGGCGGUUAGGACCGGCAACGUAGUGAUGAUGAUGAAGACACCAAGUGGUGCCAAGAAGGGUGUGCUUACGAAUGUGUGGAACAUUCCAAAGCUUUCACGCAAUUUGUUCUCAGUCGGCCGAUUCACCGAGGAUGUCGCGACAGUGACGUUUGAUACGAGCACCUGUUGUGCAAAUUUCAAGAACCAGAAGUGGAAGAUCGGCGAGCGUGCCGGCAAAGGUCUCUAUAAAUUAUGCAUGACACCUGUGCAAGUCGAGAGCGCGAGCAUCGCAAGUGAAUCCAACAAGCCUCAGAUGAGCAAGUCAUACUUGUGGCAUCUGCGUCUUGGUCACAUUGGCCAUCGUGGACUCGACGCGAUCGUGAAGCAGAAUCUCGGUGUCGGCAUCGACAUUACAUCUGUGGGCAAGUGGGAGCUUUGCAAGGAUGCGCGCUCGGAAAGCAGACGCGAGUGA